AUGGCUUCUGCUAAUGGUAGACGUACACCGAUUUUAUCAAAAUAUAAAGUAGCCGGUCUUGGUUGCAAUUUUAGCGGUCACAGGUACUGCGUGGACGCCACCGAGGAGUCUCCACGUCUGGGACGACUGAUCAACCACAGCCGACUUCAUCCCAACUGCUACGUCAAAGUCAUCCCUAUCGACCAACAACCACGCUUGGCCCUCUUCGCCAAAACUGACAUCCCUCCC
Molecule: messenger RNA, 228 nt
Organism: Dibothriocephalus latus
Lineage: Eukaryota; Metazoa; Platyhelminthes; Cestoda; Diphyllobothriidea; Diphyllobothriidae
Source: the annotation of a GenBank genome assembly